Archocentrus centrarchus (flier cichlid) is the source of this 1492-nucleotide messenger RNA. It is a transcript of the gene g6pc1a.2, whose product is annotated as glucose-6-phosphatase catalytic subunit 1a, tandem duplicate 2. Lineage: Eukaryota; Metazoa; Chordata; Actinopteri; Cichliformes; Cichlidae. Gene Ontology annotation, molecular function: glucose-6-phosphatase activity. The record is from RefSeq and is a predicted model, not a curated record. The transcript has 5 exons. Gene Ontology annotation, biological process: gluconeogenesis; glucose 6-phosphate metabolic process. Gene Ontology annotation, cellular component: membrane. The coding region runs from base 78 to 1157 and encodes 359 amino acids.
CAGCUGUCUCACUGAUAGCAGCAGUCUCUUUUUUUCCACUCACACAUCACUAGACUGCGAUUUCUCUCGACGCUAAGAUGUUCAGCGCUGUAAUGGACGCCCUGCAGGGUUUUGGGGUAAGCAGCACCCACUACCUGCAGACCAACUAUAAAGAUGCCCAGGGCUUGUUUCUCUGGGUCUCCUGGGCAGCUGAUCUGAGGAACACCUUCUUCAUCUUUUUCCCUCUUUGGUUCCACCUGCGGGCUUCAGUGGGGAUCAAGCUGAUCUGGGUGGCUGUGAUUGGAGACUGGCUGAAUUUAGUGUUCAAAUGGAUUCUGUUUGGAGAGAGGCCAUACUGGUGGGUCCACGAGACAGCCUACUACACAAACGCUGUUCCUCCUCACAUCGAGCAGUACCCAAUGACCUGUGAGACCGGACCAGGCAGCCCCUCUGGCCAUGCUAUGGGAGCUGCGGGAGUCUACUACACCCUGGUGACCUCGAUCCUCGCCGUCAUGACCAGCAAAAAACAAGGCAGCAAGAAAUCCACAGACAGUCAGUGGUAUCUGAAGGCUCUUCUGUGGACGCUGUUCUGUGGAGUCCAGGUGUGUGUAUGUCUCUCCAGAGUCUUCAUUGCUGCCCACUUCCCACACCAGGUCAUCGCUGGUGUUAUCACAGGUAUGAUUGUGGCUGAGGCCUUCAACAGAACUCAGUGGAUCUACAGCGCCAGCAUGAAGAAGUACUUCUACACAACCCUCUUCCUGACCUCCUUUGCUGUUGGCUUCUACGUCCUGCUCAAAGCUCUGGGUGUGGACCUGCUGUGGACCCUGGAGAAAGCCCAAAAGUGGUGCAUCAGGCCGGAGUGGGUCCACUUGGACACAACGCCCUUCGCCAGCCUCCUGCGCAACAUGGGCACCCUGUUUGGCCUGGGUCUGGGCCUGCACUCCCCCCUCUACACCGAAACCAAAAAGAGCAGCAGCCCAUUAGUGAAAGCCGGGUGCAUCAUCAGCUCACUGCUCCUGCUGCACCUGUUUGACUCCUUCAAGCCUCCCACGCACACUGCCGCCCUCUUCUACCUGCUGUCCUUCUGUAAGAGCGCCACCGUGCCACUGGUCACUGUCAGCCUCAUCCCGUACUGCGUGAACCGAUCUCUGAGCCAGGACAGCAAAAAGGGAGUGUGAGCACAUACCUCAGAUCAUAAAGACUAAUGAGAACACAUUCCUUUGGUGCUUAUUUUGUUCACAUGACCACGUGAUCCUCAGGAAAAGGUUUGAGAUCAAUGGGAAAAUGCAUUUUGUGUUAUUUGGACACUGAACCUUGAACAUUGCAUGACACUGUGUGAAAGCACUAUCCACGAUGCCCAGUGACACUUAAAGAACUAUUUUGAGUUUAGAAAAACACGAUAAUUAUGCUCAUCGCGGACAGUCACUCGAGGCUUUGAUAUAUUAUUUUAACUGUAAUAAUAAUGUAUUUUUUCAAUGUUAUAGAAAGUAUUUUUGAGAGUGUUUCUUUUUUA